UUUGAGCCACAGUGUGAUGUUGAUACCCAUUCGUGUGAAGAAGUUGAAUAUAGAGGAGAUACGUAGCGAAUUCAAGGUCUUGUAAAUCACAACAGUUUGAACGGGAUCGGCGAUGGUACUAGCAGACUGCUCCAGCCAACCUUGCGGGAAAACCGCUUGAUUGAUCAUCAAUUUCGCACGAUCGAACUUGAACGCCGAGAGGCAGUAGCAUACUAAGAUCAUGGGAUAUCCGACUGCAAUCAAUAAGUCGAAUCUACAUGUAGAGAGCAGCUCACGACGUUAGAAGAUACGCUACUAGUACAAGUUUUUCAAUCAGGCUACGUACAUUAGAUCAAUGAGGUUCUCCACCAGCACUGUUUGUUUAAGUGGAAGAAGCAUCACUAAAGCACACCAAACCGCAUUUGCAGCGACGAUGACAGUAAAGACAGCGACGAGUACAAUUGGCAGUCCGUCUUCGAGUAUCUGAAGCAGCAUUACUAAUUCGAUCAUGAGGUCCACGAGUUUCAUGCAGAGGUUCUGUCGUGAUUAACCGCAUACAAGUUAGUUUGUACCUACAAAGGCAAAUGACAACGUGUACAUACAAGCCGUUUACGAGCAAUACUUUCGCUGGAGGCUAGUGAACUGACCAAGCUUGCCGCAGAGGAAAGUGAUCUGCUUGAGGUUCUGUCCGUGGCCACGCGCCUAAUGGCAUCAACGACACCUGCUGAAAAUGCAUGUAUUCUUACGAGCGCUCCGGUUUCAGGCAGAACCCGCGAGUGCGCCCGUUUCCAUAUAAGCUUGAUCAGAACGAACGAAUAACCAAGACCGAUAAUUGUGAGACCGAAGAUGGCUAACCCAUAAAUUGGUAGCGGCAGAUCCACGAACUGCCAAAACGAUCCACUUUCCAAGUUACUUGUGUCCAUGAUACGAUUGACCAUGUUGUUUGGUGCGAUAUUGAGAAGUAAGAGCCACACAGUCCACCCCAAGCAUGUAGUCACCAUAGACACAAGGAUAAUCCGGAGUCCAUCGAAGCUCCGAUGGUGGCCAACCAAAUCUGUCGCAACCACCCCCUCAGCAACACGAUUUUCAGUGCCCUCGCACUCGGCAGCUUGCGGCUUUGUUUUCACCAGCAGAUGCCCCACUCCGGAGGCCAGGGAGGAGCGGCGCAAAAGGGUAAACUCCUGGACGUCGUCAACCAUUUUUUCUCAGUGUGACUUGCAUGCCAGGCCGAGCUCCAUUUUUGUGCUAUUUUGGACUGCAUCAAGUUGAAGUGACCGGAAUUAGCCAAUCAAAUUCUUAACCCUGUUAAAAACGAUCAAAACCUGAUUUUGUCAACUGUACCCAACGAAAUCUAUCACAG
Phytophthora nicotianae INRA-310 is the source of this 1339-nucleotide messenger RNA. RefSeq lists its product as hypothetical. The record is from RefSeq and is a predicted model, not a curated record. The transcript has a single exon. Lineage: Eukaryota; Oomycota; Peronosporomycetes; Peronosporales; Peronosporaceae. The coding region runs from base 901 to 1248 and encodes 115 amino acids.